Molecule: messenger RNA, 2777 nt
Organism: Ictalurus punctatus (channel catfish)
Lineage: Eukaryota; Metazoa; Chordata; Actinopteri; Siluriformes; Ictaluridae
Gene: chtopa
Product: chromatin target of PRMT1a
Exons: 5
Coding region: 1314-2111 (265 amino acids)
Source: RefSeq, a predicted model, not a curated record
UGUUCGCACCAUUUUGUGAUGAACCAGAAGAGAGAAGACCGACAGGGCAGUGUAGUUAGCUGUAUAGGUAGAUAAUCGCUAGUUUUUCCUCGAAAUUAUAAAUUAAGGAAGAGGGGAUUAUUAUUACCAUUAUUAUAAAUAACGACUUUACCGGAAGUUUCUUUGAUCAGCUAGCUUUUAGGGAUCAGUUGAGUCAGUUAAGCUAGCUAGCUAGCGCGUGAGCCGAGCGGCUAAUAAAGCUGCUUUACAUUAAACAUUAAAUCAACAGAUACUCGAACAAAGAUCAAGCCGACAAGAGCGAGAAGAACAUGAGCUCCCCCUCAACUCAAAAAGUCGUGCUGAAAAGCACCACCAAGGUGUCGCUGAACGAGCGGUGAGGCUCCACGCAUCCUGACAGCACUAUCUCAAGCCCCGGGGGGAGAAAAACAAAACAAUCAUGCAGAGAUACUUAAGGCACGGUGCAGGAAGCCAUGCUCUGUGGAGGUCAAUGAGGGGAGAUACCAGAGCAGAGCAGAACGGGCGCGGACGCCAGGCUGCUCGCGGUUUGUGCACUGCUCACCUAACAUGGCUCCGGACGCGCGUACGCGCCGCGCCGGAGACCCGCUGACGGGCUUUCCGUCACGUCGGCCAUCUUGCGUAAGCAGUGCACACCCUGAGGUGAGAGGGGGAAGUGUAAUCAUGGUGAGGUAAGCUUCCUGCACAAGAACCUCCUCGAACAUGGCAGAGAUGAGAUUUAACGAACCGUGCCAUAUUUCUUGCCCUCUCUCUCUCACACAAACUCUCUCACUUAGACCUCCUCCUCUUCUUCUUUUCAACUCCAUUUCCAUCUUUUCUCACUCUCUCGCACAAGGCGCUCAGCCCGUGCCCGGACGUGACCCGCUCCCAUCACCCCCUUCCCCUGUUUCCCUCACGAGCCUCUCGCAGCAAAAAAAAAAAAGUCCAGAGGUCACGGUCCGGGCUGUAAGUGGCCGAGUUGCCAGACACCCCCUCAAGUCCUGGUCCGCCUUCCGUCUCGUGUCGUCCGAGUCUGACGACGUGAAGACGGCGGUCCGUAAGUGGCAGCGACUCUGAAAAUCCUCCUUCUUUCACGUCUUCGUUCUUGCUGUAAUCUGCCUCUGUUUGCUCUUCUCCCUCGCUUUUAGAAGUUGACAGGCUUUUGGUUGAAAUGUUGGGGUGUCACCAGACUUUACCAAGAGAGAGUGUAAUGAAGGGGGGGGGGAGAGAAAAAGAAAAGAGAGCGCCUGAUAAACAGGCCGUCAGUGAAUUGCUACAGGUUCCCCUGUGGCUACGUCCAUGGUGUGUGAAGUGAUUUGAUGUGGAAACCUCCUUUCCUCGUAUCCCCCUCUCCUCUAUCUCUCUCUCUCUCUCUCUCUCUCUCUCUCUCUCUCUCUCUCUUUCUAUCUCUCCCUCUCUUUGCUCUCCGCUCCUUUCGGUUGCGUCCCACAAGCUUCACAAACAUGAUGAAGAACAAGCAGCCGACCGCCGUUAGCAUCCGGGCGACGAUGCAGCAGCAGCACAUGGCCAGCGCCAGGAACCGCCGCCUCGCCCAGCAGAUGGAGAACAGGCCGUCGGUGCAGGCAGCACUGCAGCACAAACAGAGCCUGAAGCAGCGGCUCGGGAAGAGCAACAUCCAGGCACGUCUGGGCCGGCCCGUCGGCCCGCUGAUGCGAGGAGGCGCCGGGGGGCGUGGCUUCGGCGUGGUAGGAAUGCGCGGAGCUACACGAGGCCUCAGAGGACGAGGAAGAGGAGGUCCUAUGAGAGGAGCGCUGGCUUUUAGAGGUCAGCUAAAGGGCAGAGGUGGUCCAGGGCGUCUGGGUAUUCGCAGAGGAAUGCGUCAGCGUGGGGGAGCCCCGGGUCGAGGAGCCGCUCUGAUUGGACGUGGAGCCGCGCGCGGAGGAGCUGGAGCCCGAGGUCGUGGAGGGCUGCGUGGUCGAGGCGGUUUCCUCGGAAGAGGCCGUGGUCGAGGUAGAGGCAGAGGAACGGGACGCCCUGCUGUCACCAGGGAACAGCUGGACAAUCAGCUGGACGCCUACAUGUCCAAAACCAAGGGACAUCUGGACGCAGAGCUGGACGCCUACAUGGCCCAAGCUGACCCAGAGAGCAUGGAGUGAUCUGCACAUGCACGCCCUGUUCGGCAUCUCGUCAGUUAGGCAUAUAGUUACAGGCCUUUUUUUUCCCCCCCUGAACGUCCAAUUUAAUAAAACUGCUAUUUACACUGAACUUUCUACAAAGUGAUGAGAUAUAUCUAUAUAUGUAUACACAGUGAGAGUUGGAUGUACUGUCAGAUGUUAAGCUCCUUAAGCGUUCUGAUUUAGAGCGUAGGCUCGUUUAGUGUUCACGCAGUGCCAAUAGAAAUGCCGAUUGAAGGAUCGUGGACGUUUCCAUCCACACUGUAAAACCCCGUGCCCUGUAACUAGGAGCUCUGCCCCUGACAUGGACCCUCAGUAAACAGACUUUUUACCCUGUGAGUUUUAUUGAGCCGGACUAUGGGGAAAUUUAUUAUUGGUCUACUCUAAAAACCUAAUCAGAUUUGUUCUGGCACAUGAUGUCCCUGGAUACACUGUGCCACAAACACGCUUCCUCUCCAUCUUAUGAUAUUUUAUUGUGAUUUUUAACGGUCAUGUUGUGCUCAUGAACUCCUCACAGUUAUUGAUGACUGCAGUUGUUUUUGUGUUUAAAAAAAAAAAAAGUCCACUACAAAACACCUUGGUCUGUUGUAAUUCUACCGCUGUUUUUACUUUGUCUUUUAAUAAACAUUGGCCUUGAUGGACAACAAA